UAUAGUCAAAGCUGUAGCCUGGCAUUGUGCAAAGGCCUUUACGUUUUACGUGUUUAUAUUUUCCACGAUGUAAUCUCAAUACUUUGUUUAUCAACAUCAAUUGAUAGUUAAACAAAUAAUUGUGUGAAAUUCGAAUUUUUAAAAUAUUGUUGAAGUAGAGAAUGGGGAGUAGAGACGAUUAUCCGCUUAUAAACGUUCGAUUGGCGAUAAAUAGAGUAGAUUUUAAUUUGACAACUAACGGGGGCAUUCAGACGAGACUCUACACGCCUGGCGAAGAGAUAUCCAACCAGCCGGAUUUCCUGAGAGGCCAUGGUACCUAUGUAGAUGAAGACAACACAUUGCGUGCCGCAGUCAGUGGAGUAUUAGAGAAAGUAAACAAACUUAUAUCAAUCAGACCUCUGAAGGCGCGUUAUCAAGGCGAAAUCGGUGAUGUAAUAGUAGGACGAGUAACGGAAGUACAACAAAAACGUUGGAAGGUUGAUACAAAUUCCAAGCUUGACUCUGUAUUACUAUUGUCUAGUGUUAAUCUUCCAGGUGGUGAAUUGAGAAGAAGAUCAGCCGAAGAUGAGCAGACAAUGCGUAGAUAUUUGCAGGAAGGCGACUUGAUUUGUGCUGAAGUACAAUCGAUCUUCGCUGAUAGCUCACUCUCGUUGCAUACUCGUGUACUGAAGUAUGGUAAACUGUCUCAAGGUAUGAUGUUGAAGGUACCACCAAUGCUGAUACAGCGCAAAAAAACACACUUUCACAAUUUGGAAAACGGUGCCAGUCUAAUACUUGGCAACAACGGCUAUGUAUGGAUUGGCGCAAAUGCUCAGAAUGCUGACAGAUCGGAGGGUGGUUUCACAGAAGACCUUUCGCGUAUUCCGCAGGAGAACCGUGAGGUAUGCGCACGAUUACGCAAUUGUGUGUUGAUUCUAGCCCAGUGCAACAUGUUGUUGUCCGAUACGUCGGUGACGUACGCUUAUGAAGAAUCGAUGAAGUAUACGGUGAGCGAACUGUUGGAACCUGAAGCGAUGAUCGAUGUAUCGUUGUUGACGCAUCAGAGACUUGAACAGUAAUGAUUUAACCCGGCUGAUUAUGGUUGAACUAGAAAAUUAAAUAAUAAUAUGCUGUAAUUUAUGUGCCAUCGCAAAUAAAAAUCCAUAGAUCAAACAAGAAUAGGUAUUAGAAUAGGCUUUAUAAAAUUUAUAUAAUUCGAUUUUUAUUAAGUGAAUUUAUUCAAUUAAUUGAAAUUCAUCGAUGUUCCUUUCAUUUAUUAUUACUAAUUUUGUGAUUAUGGCAAAUAAAGGGUAAAAUUUGUGAGAAAGUU
Odontomachus brunneus is the source of this 1309-nucleotide messenger RNA. RefSeq names its product exosome complex component RRP4. Gene Ontology annotation, cellular component: nuclear exosome (RNase complex); cytoplasmic exosome (RNase complex). The record is from RefSeq and is a predicted model, not a curated record. Bases 162 to 1058 code for a protein of 298 amino acids. Gene Ontology annotation, biological process: U4 snRNA 3'-end processing; exonucleolytic trimming to generate mature 3'-end of 5.8S rRNA from tricistronic rRNA transcript (SSU-rRNA, 5.8S rRNA, LSU-rRNA); CUT catabolic process. Gene Ontology annotation, molecular function: RNA binding. The transcript is spliced from 3 exons. Lineage: Eukaryota; Metazoa; Arthropoda; Insecta; Hymenoptera; Formicidae.